GAAGUUGUGCAGCGGUGAGAGGUUUCCCCGGCCGUGUCCCUGCUGCCGUGAUGGCUCUGUGGUGGAGGAGGAGCAGGACGUUGAGGUUCGGGCUGCCCAUGCUGCUACUUAUUGUUGGAGGAUCUUUUGGUCUCCGUGAAUUUGCCCAAGUUCGGUAUGAUGUCCAAAAGGUGAAGAGAAAGAUGGAUCCAGCACUUGAAGCACAGUUGAAGAAGAAGAAUAAAGACAAAAUUACGUUAGAAUCAGAAUAUCAGAAACUUCAAGAGCCUAACUCUGACUGGAUAAACAUCAGAGGACCUCGCCCCUGGGAAGAUUCGAAAGCUGUCCAAGAUCAGCAAAGGAAGAUUGAGAAUGGAAGCAGCAUUAAAUAAUGUCAUCAAUCACUGAUUAUUAUUAAUUUACAUCUGAGAAUGGAACUUUAUACAAUAUAAUAUUAUUGCAUUACAUGUUUGUGUUUUUACAUUGAUUUACUAACAUGAGAACUGUAAAAUGGCAGCUCAGAGAGAAUGUGAAAGGAUCCACCGAUUGUAUUGCCAAUCUCUUACAAUGUAUGAGAAAGGACAUUUCCUUUGAAAUUAUCUUUGAAGGUUUCAACAACGUGAAGUGGAUUUUUAACUUCUGCGACAAGAAAUUACAGCCAAAUGCUACCCUUAUUUUUUUAGUGUUAGAACACUGCUCUCAAGCAGCAGUUUCCGUUCCUUAGCAACCACUUCUGGUAGCUCUGAAUUGGUACUUGCACGAGGCCUGUGAAAGAUGCUGCUUUUUGUGAGCCUGUUCAUGUUGACUGUCAAUUGUCGAGCUCCAGGUAGCAGGCUAAGUCCGUUUCCUGCUUUAGCGUAAAUGCUUCUAUAAUUGCACAUCCCCAGAGGUUCUCUGUCUACCCCUUGAGGAAUUUCAUUGAAUAGACAGAACACUUACUGCAGCUUUUUUUUUCAAAUAGUUGAUCCCUCCAGUGAAAGCUAGUUGCAACUUUUUCUGUUAGGCAUCCCCACAACCAUUUCUUCAUCAGGAAAUUGAAGAACUGUAAUAUCCAAAAUGGCCCUGGGCAAGCUAGUAGCUUGUAAAUAAUCUGGCAUUGUUAUGAGGAAAGUUAACCUUCAGAAAAUGUCUUGCCUUGCAUUUUAUUGGCCCAAACAAUUUCAGGUGCCUAAAGUGUUACAUUUCUCUCUUGUCAAAUGUAUGGGAAUUUUUUUCAAUGAAAAGCAAUAAAAUGUGAUUAUUUUUUAAGAA
This is a messenger RNA of Amblyraja radiata (thorny skate), 1230 nucleotides long. RefSeq names its product cytochrome c oxidase assembly factor COX16 (gene cox16). NCBI's taxonomy places the organism in Eukaryota, Metazoa, Chordata, Chondrichthyes, Rajiformes, Rajidae. The transcript is spliced from 4 exons. The record is from RefSeq and is a predicted model, not a curated record. Gene Ontology annotation, cellular component: mitochondrial inner membrane. Bases 51 to 371 code for a protein of 106 amino acids. Gene Ontology annotation, biological process: mitochondrial respiratory chain complex IV assembly.